Molecule: messenger RNA, 3532 nt
Organism: Pogona vitticeps (central bearded dragon)
Lineage: Eukaryota; Metazoa; Chordata; Lepidosauria; Squamata; Agamidae
Gene: CHPF
Product: chondroitin polymerizing factor
Cellular component (GO): Golgi cisterna membrane
Molecular function (GO): glucuronosyl-N-acetylgalactosaminyl-proteoglycan 4-beta-N-acetylgalactosaminyltransferase activity
Source: RefSeq, a predicted model, not a curated record
GGAACUGCCGCCCCUUCCCCCCCCCCAUGACCUCGGAGGCUCUUCAGGAGGCUCCUUGGUGAACCCUCUUCAGACGGGUCCCGUGUGCCUCCCUUCCUCCCUGUGCCUUUAAAGCCCCCCCCCCCGACGCCAGCGCUUGCUUUCUCCGUCCCUCCCUCCCACCUACCUUAAGACAUUGAGCUCUCCCUGCCUUUGUGUCAGGCAAGCCCCCCCUUUUGAGUACAAGCCCCCCACACACACACACCUCAGUUCCUCCCCUGCUCACACAGCCGUGCCAUGCGUUUCUCGUUGGUUCUGUCCCUCCUGCGCCCUGUGGGGCCUGUGGUGGUCGGGGUGUCUCUAGGCUUCACGCUCAGCCUUCUUAGCGUUACCUGGGUCGAGGAGCCUUGCGGGCCUGGCCAGGGCAACCUCGGAGAUGGGAGUCUGGAGCAGCAGCAGCAUCAAGCCGGGCAGAGCAACGCUGCCCGCAAGCCGAACUCUGUGCCCGGGGGCCUGGGCACAGAGCCUGAACAGAGCUGGGAGCCCCGCGUCCUGCCUUACAAGCCUCCAAACCCAGGCAAGCCCGCCAAGAAAACGAUCAGGACCCGAUACAUCAGCACAGAGUUGGGCAUGCGACAACGUCUUUUUGUGGGGGUGCUGACCUCAAAGAACACAUUGCAUUCCUUGGCAGUAGCAGUGAACCGCACACUAGGGCAUCGGCUUGAGCGGCUGGUCUACUUCACAGGCACACGGGGGCGCAAAGUGCCACACGGCAUGCUGGUGGUGACGCAUGGUGAUGAGAGGCCUAUUUGGAACAUGUACCAGACCGUCAAGUAUGUGCUAGACCAUUAUAUGGCUGACUUCGACUGGGUUUUCCUGGUACAAGAUGACACCUACACAGAAGCUCAUCAUGUGACCCGCUUGGCCUCUCAUCUCAGCAUUGAUACUCUGCUUUACAUGGGCCGUCCUGAAGAGUUCAUUGGUGGAGAUACUCCAGGACGUUACUGCUAUGGUGGCUUUGGCUAUCUGCUUUCCCGGGCCCUGCUCCUGCGCCUACAGCCUCACUUGGAAAGCUGCCGGAAUGACAUCCUCAGUGCCCGUCCUGAUGAAUGGUUGGGGCGAUGCAUCAUUGACUACACAGGAGUGGACUGUGUGGCAGAGCAUGAGGGCUUACGAUACCAGUACUUUGAGCUUGGGAAGAACACAGACCCUGAGAGAGAGAGUGAUCCACGAUUCAAUGCUGCAUUCACUGUCCAUCCAGUGCUGGAUCCUGUCCAGAUGUACAGGCUCCACAGAUACUUUGCCCGUGUAGAGCUGGAGCACACUUACCAGGAAAUUCAGCAACUGCAGCUGGAAAUCCAGAACACCAGUAGCCUUUCUGCAGAUGGCGACUUGAGUGCCACGUGGCCCAUUGGCAUUGCUCCUCCUUUCCAGCCCAAGACCCGCUUUGAGGUGCUGCGCUGGGAUUACUUUACUGAAGAGGCAGCUUUUGCCUGUGUGGAUGGGGCCCCCAAAUGUGAACUUCGAGGGGCAGACGCUGCUGAUGUGGCCGAUGUGGUCACUGCAGCAGUGGAGGAGCUCAACCACCGAUACCAGCCAGUGCUUCAUAUACACAAGCAGCAGUUGUUGAAUGGCUACCGUCGCUUUGACCCCACUCGGGGCAUGGAAUACACUCUGGAUCUGCAACUGGAGGUGGUGACUCAGAAAGGGCACAGCCGCUCCCUGGCCAAGCGAGUCCAUCUGCUGCGCCCCCUCAGUGAGGUGGAGAUCAUCCCAAUGCCUUAUGUAACAGAGGCUAGUCGGGUCAAUGUCAUCUUGCCACUGACAGCUCAAGAAAGAGACUAUGCUGCCCACUUCCUAGAGGUCUAUGCUGCAGCAGCUUUUGAAAAUGCAGAGAAUGCUGUGCUGACCUUCCUCUUCAUCUAUGACCCUUUUGAGGCUCAGCAGGUAGCUCAGAAUGAUGUCUUUGGGGCGGUGAAGGCACGCAUCACAGAAUAUGAGCGACGCUACACACAAGUAAAGAUCCCCUGGAUCAGUGUCAAGACAGAUGCCCCUUCCCAGAUCAAGGUGAUGGACAUAAUUUCCAAGAAGCACCCUGUGGACACACUCUUCUUCGUGGCAGGGGUGAGCACGGAAGUCACCAUCGAAUUCCUCAACCGGUGCCGCAUGAAUACCAUCAACAGCUGGCAGGUUUUCUUCCCUAUCCACUUCCAGGGCUACAACCCCACAAUUGCAUUUCACAACCAACCAUCACCUCUUUCUGGCUUGGAUCUUGUGCGUGAUGCUGGCCACUUUGACCGAGAUGCUUUCAAUGAAGCAUGCUUCUACAAUGCGGACUAUAUGGCAGCCCGCACCCGAAUGGCAACAGAUGCCCAGGACAAUGAGGAUAUACUGGAGACCAUGGACAUCUAUGACCUUUUUGUCAAGUAUUCAAACUUGCACGUGUUCCGUGCAGUGGAGCCAGCCCUGCUGCAGCACUACCGGCCUCAGAGUUGCAAUCCCCGGCUGAGUGAGGAGCAGUAUCACCGUUGUGUUCAAAGUAGCUUGGAAGGCCUGGGCUCCCGGGCCCAGUUGGCCAUGGUACUCUUUGAGCAGGAACAAGGCAACAGCACAUGAGCAUGGGGCCUGCAUUGACCGGCCUCACCUCUCCCCUGCGCUCACUUUCCAUAGUGGCAGAGGAGAGUUGGAAAUGACUGUUAGGGCUCUGAACCUAGGGUGGGACUUUGCUUGGCCUGGCUGGCUGUUCUGCAGGCAGUUGUGGAGAAUGGGAUUCAGAAUUGUGGAUUCCUUUCCUGCACUUGUCUUGUUGUGUUCCCUACGCAAGUACAGGGAUCAUCCAGAGCUUAGUGGUGCUACAAGCUUCGAAUGAAGGGCAGGCAGGACCUGUCCUGGGAUUUCCUGCCUGGGAUUGAUCUGUGUUACACCCCUGUCUUAGGAGGGCUUUCUGCAGAAGCAAAAGGAAAGGUGGCCUGGAGUAUGUUGGAACUAGAGGAGGCUGGAUUGUGGGACAGAAUCUUGGCCUUUCAGGUGAGGCACCUAGCCUGUCAGGAGCACUGUGGAGCUCUGUGACUGCUGUUUCCUUGUUAAUGCUUUAAACUGAGGUAAGAGGAAACUUGUUCUGUGCGGGUGGGAAAGCAAAGAGUUCCUUUUGUUCUCUUGCUCAGUGACAUUCCUCCUGGAAACCCUGACUCGGGCUGCUUCAGCCUCAGAUUAGUAGUGGAGGUGAGGAAAGGGGGUUACAGAUCUGAGGGUAGUUUUCAAGGAGAGUCAUCCUGCCCCUGCUGCUAGGCUGGCUCUGGCACGGUGGGAAUGGCCUCUAUUCCUUGGGUUACCUGCUGUCUUUCUUGCUGCUGGCUGGAAUGGAAGUACAUGGACUUUGUCUACAUCACAGCUUUGUGCAGCUGCCCAGACACUUCAGUGGCAUGAAUUGUGCUGCAAGGCCCAGAAUGGGGGAAAGGAUAUGGAACUUGGCUCUCCAGUGGAUUUAUAUUUAUAAUGUCAGGUUGGGGACUAAAAUUUGUCUUGCAUUUUAAUAAACUGGAGCAAAGCACAA